UGCUUUUAACUCCUGCAGGAUCCUUUCUGCGCCCUGGAGAGAGUGAAAGUUCAGGGGAAGAAACAGAAGUGUAUUAAAGAAAGUGCACUGCAACUAUUAAACAUAUUUACCCGAAGCGUUUGAUCGUAGAGACAAAAAGAAACCUUUGGACGUAGACGUGGGCACAUGUGUGUCCAGAUCGGAAGCGCACAGAUUUGGAUGGGUUUGGUCCUGUGGAAAUGCUUUCAUACUCAAGAAUAUAUGGAUGACAAAAUAUGACUGAAGCACAAACACAAAGUGGAAGGUAAUCUGUCAAGGCGGAAGCACUAAAAGUGAAGAAAGUUUCCAUGUCAGUGUUUGCAUAUUUGAUUUGAAGAUGCGCUGGGUUUGUUCCUGUGCUCUGUUGAUGAUGGUGCUGGAUAAUGCUGUGCCCAUGCCUGCGUGGAGAAAAGACACGGUGACUAGUAUUCAGUUGGAGAAACCAUGUAUGCUGGCACAUCCACAUGUGGACAUGCAAUCACAUGUAGGUCCAGCCCGGUCCAAACGCUAUUCCAUCAACCCACUGGGCUACAAGUGGGAGCAUUUCAACAUCACCUACAAGAUCACAAAGUUCCCCAACACACUGAAUAAAGAAGACACCCGCAAAGCUAUCAAUAUCGCCUUCACAAAGUGGAGUGAUGUUUCCCCUCUGACUUUCAAUGAAAUCACCAACAUAAACAAAAGUGCUGAUAUCACAAUAGGUAAAUUGCAGGAACAGAGCCAAGACACCGUGCAUAUGAUCUUGUUAGGGUUCUACACGUACAAUCAUACAGAUUGUUGGUGGUCUCCUCUUCACCCAUGUUUUGAUGGUUUGAAUGGUGAGUUGGCCCACGCCUUCCUUCCUCCACGUGGGGAGAUCCACUUCGACAACCAUGAAUUCUGGAUUCUGGGCAAAUCUCGCUUCAGCUGGAAGCAAGGUGUAUGGCUGAAUGACCUUGUUCAAGUAGCUGCUCAUGAGAUUGGACAUGCAUUAGGACUCUGGCAUUCACGGGACCCUAAUGCUCUAAUGCACCCUAAUGCAACAUACACAGGACAGCGAAACAUCGCCCAAGAUGAUAUCUGGGGCAUCCAGCGCCUUUACGGGUGUAUGGACAAAAAGCGUGUGUGUGAUGCCUGGGCCCGGUUGGGUUUUUGUGAGAGAAGGCGGAGCUUCAUGAAGAAAAACUGCCCCCAGCGAUGCGACUUGUGCUACGAGCCUCUGGAUGCAGUGUCCACCCCGACCCCUCCACCUGAAAAUGUGAAGAUUAAAAUUGUGCCUCGAGGAAAAGUUGUGGGCUUCCGCUGUGGGACAAAAAAUACUAUAGUGCCUCCAAAAGUCAGCUGGUAUAAGGACGGAGAGCAGCUAUUGACAUCCAUUCCUGGCUACAUUGUAAUUAAAGAUCGGGAUCUGAGGAUCAUAGCCAAUGAAUUCAACGAAGGUACCUACACCUGUCGCAUCCAUCGCCGUGGUAAUAUAGUCUCCGCCAACUCUUGGGCCAUCCGCCUGAAGCCAGAGCAGUCCUCCAACAAUAGCUGAUGGAGGGAGAUU
This is a messenger RNA of Xyrauchen texanus (razorback sucker), 1546 nucleotides long. Its product is annotated as matrix metalloproteinase-23-like. The transcript is spliced from 8 exons. Gene Ontology annotation, cellular component: extracellular matrix. Bases 356 to 1534 code for a protein of 392 amino acids. Lineage: Eukaryota; Metazoa; Chordata; Actinopteri; Cypriniformes; Catostomidae. Gene Ontology annotation, molecular function: zinc ion binding; metalloendopeptidase activity. The record is from RefSeq and is a predicted model, not a curated record. Gene Ontology annotation, biological process: collagen catabolic process; proteolysis; extracellular matrix organization.